AUGCUUCUUCCAAUAGAAGAAGAUGCACUUAAGUUGGUGAGUACAAUGCUGAAUGAGGUUAGCUUACCUGCUGGCCUCUGGAUACAAUCAGGGAUACAUUAUCAAUUAAGUGCAAAAACCAACUUGGGCAAGAUCAGUAAUUUUGUUACAAAUAGGUAUGGUGAGUCCUGAGACUCUUCUUGUGAAAAAUCAUCAAAGUCCCAGUCCAGAACCAAUGAGUCCCAGUUAAAAAAAAUAGAGUCCAAAAUUGAAAAUGCUUGGGCCUUUACGUAACCAAACAGUUAAUAUGAGGACAGACUCCAAAACUCUGUAUUACAGUAUACUGAAAUUAUAGUAGGAUAUUCCUUCUAUUGAAACACAGCAAAGGCUACAAGAAAGACUCAUCACAACAGCCAUAAUAACUGCCACAGAAAUUACAUGGACUGGCCGGAUAUUUCUACAAAUACACAUGUUGAGAUCGAUCAAUCAAUCUUUGCAUCCUAUGGGAUGCAUGCCAUGAAUAACUUUGCGUGUUUGGGGAUUUUUAUGCAUCAGCAAUGCAGGAUGCAGAGGUAAAAAAAAUCACUGCAAGAUCUUUUUGGGUUAAAAUGAAAAGUGAAAACUGUCCUGUGCUGUAACAUGACCAUUUGAAUGGAACAACUUUGGCACAACUUUGGUUUAAUGCCAGCGUCACAAAUGGAGGUUGGGUGCCUAGGAACCUGGAGGCUGAAGCCACCAAGCCCCUAACCCAGGUAGCAAGAACACACCAAAAUCUUGCCUGCAACCCUGCUUUGAGCCCCGCCCACCACACUCAGCCCCUGCCCAAGCACCUGUCACACUGAACCAAGAGUUCAGUGGAGAAAUAAGGACAAUACUACUACUACUAAUAAUAAUAAUAAUAAGCGAGGGGAGGGAGGGGAAAAACACUAAAGCUGAGCAAGAUGCCCUGAACACUAUGCACUGUAAAACUACAAGCACAUGUAAAUGCGCACGCAUAAAUUGCAACAGUAAACCGCUGACCCAGGGGGGCACAGGAAAUUGCCCUGCAACAGGCCUAGUAUGCUAACACAAACCCUUGCAAUAGCAUCAGAGCAUAGGAUAACUGCCGGCUCGCCAAAGCAAUGCCAAUAAAAUGCUAACAAAUUCAAAUGCCAUACCAACGCCACACUAACGCCAAGCCAACUACUAAGCAGCCAGCUCCUUGUCAUUAACUAAGUUAAAUAAGUAUUUUAAUUUAACCUCAUUUAAACCUUCUGUUGUUUAAACAGUACAUUACCUAUAAUUUAUUAAUAAUAGUAAAGAAUGAUUCUAAAAGGUUGAUUUUAGAUAUCCCUAUAAAAGUGUGAGAAUUUGUAGGUUGAUAUUGCUUUGUGCAUACUGGACAUUCAUGCCAAUAAUUUGAUACAAAAAACCCUAAUAAACAUGACAAUUUCAAGCAGGGCUAUCACUUAUGGCUGGGGGCCAGGGAUCUCCCCUGCCUAUUUAUUACGCUUUAUAAGAAACAAAAGCAAAUCAAGAGAGCUUCCUAGCUGUUUAAUUUCCCACUUGCUCAUUGCAUAAUAUUUAAUUAUACUCAGCAAUUUGAUAUCUUUGUGAUAGCCCUGAUCCACAUCAGUUGACCAUUGAUUUUUUUAAUAGAAAUUUUGUGGAAAGUUCACGUGACUGCUUUUUGCCACCUAAUUUUGAGCGUUUUUUUGCUAGGGGGCUUUGAACGAAUUGUCCUUGUCACUUCAAGGUUAUCUCGAGAUUCUUUGUAGCAAGAAAAGCCAACUUGAUGGAGUUAAGAUCAAUGAGACAGGCAUGCUCUAUGGUAACGUCUAGUUGUGCACCAGCUUCAGGUCUUGCUCAUUAUAAAUGGUUGUCAGUAUUUAAGAUUUUUGACUGAUAAAAGGAUUAAUUAGCUCAAAAUGGCGGAAAACCUUAUAGUUUUUAUUUCUUGCUCUUUUUGUACACAAAAACUGGACUUAUAUUUAUUUUUUUCCACUCUAUUACUGUUGUAUCAUGUUUAGUUCAUAUUGGUCACUCACACUCUCUCAUUCAUCUCCUGAAUUCAUAGAAAAAGGAGCUGUAAAGGAUGAUGAUGAGUGUAAAAGGUGAGUUGUCAUAGUCAACCACGUAAUUCCCAGCCUGGGUUUCUUCACUGUGACCUACCCUGUCUCAUUCCAGAGGACAGGAAGAGGAGAGAGCCCGGAAAGGAGAUGUUAUCAUUAUUAUGUUCAAGUGUCCAAGACCCAGAAAAAUAAAUACUCUGUAGUACCUCAACUGUGAUCUGUUGGAAGGCUGUGCUCUAAAGAAAAUUGAAGGGAGCCCUGUGCUCUAAACCUGUAAAAUCUCGGUGGCACCGAGCAUAUGAUUUGUAUGAAAAAAAUGAGAUUUUCUAGUCGCCCAAGGGCAAAAGUUAGGCACCAUGGGCCACCGGGCUCUGCUGAGCACAGCCCUGCAUUGCAACUAGCACUCAUCUGUUUUUAGUUAACUCUAGGAGUGAAUACACCUUUGUUGCAUGGCGGCCAUUUUGUCUCAGGAGAUUUAAAAAGCUUUGUUUUGGCACAGCUAGCCUCAGUCUAUUGGUUGAACAGAUGCUGGCAUCAUUCAUUAUUAGGACAAAGGAAAACUUAGAUAUAGAGCAAAAAAUAUUUCUUAAAAAAGAAUCUUUAAAGCAUACUCUGAUGUUCUUGCCAGUAUGUAAUAAUGUCUUUCUGCCAAUGAUUAAUUAUUUUCAAAUGCAGGCGUAGGGUAGCUAUUGAAGACACCAUUGUACAAAAAGGUACUGUGAAAUUCUGUGAUGUUGUGGGCCUUACUAAUACAAAGCAGGCAUUAAAGGAAGCUAUCAUUAUGCCACUACAGUUUCCACAGCUAUUCACAGGUAAGAUUAUUUCACUAGAAUGUUCUUUAUCGUAAUAGGCCCUUUGCAGCUACAGUCAAACCUGUAUAUAACGGCCACCCUCAAGACUUGAGGAACUGGCCGCUUAAUAUAGGUGGCCGCUUAAUACAGGAUCACUAAAAGUACUUACUGGGCAUGGUCUUAUGUCAAUUUUAAUGGCCUAUCUUACAAAACUGAACACUUCAUGCAAGGAAACAAUAGGACAAUCAACACUGUUUCAAAUGAUCAAUACUUCAACUUGUAACUUAACAGCAUAAUAUAUGUAACAUUGUGUAAAAGCACUGUGCAAGAAUCUGAUGACACCUGAAAGGGAUAACGAUAUUAAACAGCCGAGUAUCAGCUUACAGUAGCUGUUGUUAUUUCUUUAUAGUGAUGAUGGAUCGCAUUUUAAACACAAUAAAAUACCGCAUGAAAUGACAUAUGGCUUAGUUUCCGUUCAAGGGCAGGUCCCUUAAAACGGGUCAAAAUAACAAAGAAAGACAAACGUUGGACUGCUGCAGGGUAGCCGCACUUAUAGAGGUGGCUGCCUAAUACAAGUAACAAAUACAGCGUUUGUAUGAGUGAAAAAUCAGGACUUUGAAAACUGGCCACUUAACAGAGGGUGGCCGCUUAAUACAGGGCCGUUACAUAUAGGUUCGACUGUAGUCAUUCACCCCAUGCUGGAGAGCAAAAGAUGACUGGGACAAGAAAAACAAACAGCUUACAUCAUUUAAAUGGUAAUUUCUUGUGUUUAUCUUUUUCCAGUGUGUUCCUUGCUCUCCAGCAUGGUGGUUUUGUACCACGUAAGCGACUAGCUGCAUGGGACCCUUACCACAUUAGAUAGGUUGUUAUAAUUUUAAAUUAUUCUGACAUAAGAGUCAGUGCAUUUUUUUUAUUUCCUUGUUGAAAAAAAUAUCAUUAACAUUGUCAACACUAACUUACAGGUGUAUUUGAUGGCCUUAACCACUCAUUAAUUUCUUGUUUAAAAAAAAACUUUUAAUAACACCGUUGCUGAAGUUAAUAAGCACCCCAUUACCCCAUAGGAAGAUCAUUCUCCUCUUCUUUUGGGAAACAAACUGCUCCUUAAGUGUAAAGAGCUUUUCAUGGUAAAUACAACAGCGUGUUGUUUGAUAAGGGUUAUCUCAUGCUUAUAUUGCAAAAGGUCAGGGGAUUUGUAUUUACCAAAAAAAUUUCAAUAACUUAUUUUAACUACAAUGAAUAAUGGAUUGAUCUCAUCAUUGUUCUACAUGUAUCUUCUUUGUUCAGGUGGUCAAUGAUCUUUGUGCCCUUGAAAUUACUUGGAAAACACCUGGAAUUUCAUUCCCUUUCCAUAUACAUGUUGUUUGAUAAGGGUUAUCCCAUGCAUACUUUGUAAAUGUAGGGAGAUUUGUAUAUACCAAAAAGUUUUGAUAACUUAUUUCAACAAAUAAUAAUAAUUUAUUAUUAUUUAUGAAUAAUGGAUUGAUAUCAUUGUUCUACAUGUAUCUUCUUUGUUCAGGCGGUCGACAACCUUGGCGUAGAAUACUUCUGUAUGGACCUCCAGGGACAGGUGAUCAUUUUCAGUCAAACCUGCGCGAGACCCUCCCUGUUAAACAGUCACCCUCUAUGAAGUGGUCACCAAUCAAAUUCCUGCAGUUUGUUUUCCAUAUUUACAGUGAAAUAUUUGACCUCUAUUGAGCAGUCACCUUACCCUUGGUUCCAGAGGUUAUUUUUUUGUUAUCUAAUUCCUGAUACCUCGAACAACGCUGCAACAGCGAGGCACAUUAAGCAUUAUUAAUGAGAAAAAAAAACCUCUGGUCACCACAGGAACUACGAGUCUCAUUUCCAUGCAAUUUUAGGAUCAUAUAAUUAUCUUGUCACCAAACCGGGUUUGGAGCUGAUGAGAAUGUUUGUUUUCGUUGACUCUGACAGCUGAAAACAGAAUUGUCACAAAUUCCUUUCCCAAAAGUACACAUUAAGUUUCAAGCAUAUAAAAAGGACAGAAGUACACAUUCUGUAACUAGCUGUUUUUAGAAGUCAACAGGAUAACAAUUAAGAAUUUCCUGUCUGCAACAGGGGUAUUACUGUACCUGGUCAAACUAAAAAUUGCCAGACAGAAUGGCUAUGCCAAGCAAUAUAUUAUUAGUUGCUGAUUUUGUAGCACAUAAACCACGCCACAAACUAUAAAAAAAUUAGGAAAGAAAGAAAAAAAAAACCAGCACCCAGGGUACUAUUCCUGAGAAUUCAACUUUGUGCAAACAACAGUGCAAAAAUAGUUCCAGCAUGACAAAGCACGCAGAGCAGGAAAUCAUCACAUUCAUUCAAACUACGUCCUUUUGUUGGAUAAAUUCAAACAAAGCUUCUUCCUCGUCCAACUUUGAUUCAGUUGACAGAUGUUUGCAUAUUUCGCAUUUUAGCCAGAGAUUGCUGAGCUGCACUUCUAAAAGAACUUAAGAUGGUCUCUCCAAAUUGUUUGUUAUUAACAUCAAAACCAGUUUUCAAUCUCAUGCGGUGAAGUUCUUCUAUGGAGCCAAUCAAGUUUGCUGUUACAUCAUUAAUUCCCUGCUGACAUGGGUGUAACCAAUCAGCAGCCCAGUUCAGAUUCUGAACUGAUUCUCACAUCCUGGAAAUGAGGUUGCUUGCUUGUGUGACCAGAGGUCUGUCUCUGGAGCUUUAUCAAACUGUAAGCAUGGUUUAUUGCAUCCAAGGUAAACCAUAAUUCAAGAACGGACCUCUGGAGCCAGGGUACAAUCACCUCUUUUUAACCGACAUGAUCACCCUCUAUACUUCCUAAUUGGUUAAAUUUAAUGUAUUUCACCUCUAUGAAACGGUGGUCGCCUACAGCUCUAUAACAGCAAAAUUUUUACAGAUAGGUGAAACAUACAUGUCCACUUUUGUCAAACGGCUCAUUCUAACAAUGCUAUGUUUAAAUUUCCCUGCAUGGGCCUGACCUGAUGGCAGCUCAGCAUUUUUCAGGCCCUUUUUAUAUGACCAGCUUCAAUUGAUACAUUGAACCAAACCCUAAGGAAAACUAUAGAUAUUCAAGCAAACCUCAAGAUCAAUUUAGUAACUUGUUUCCCUUGAGGACAUUUCCCUUGUCCAUAGGAUAGGCGUCUCUAGGAAUUUCUUGAGUAAUGCAUCAGUGUCAUUUUGUUCAUACAAACACCAGCAGUUUAUACUGGAUGAGACAUUUUUUUACCUUAUUUUGCAUUUUUGUUUCUACAAACAAUAGAAUCAUGUAUUUUACCUGUAGAUCCAAGCAACAUGUGUGUUCUUUUGUUUGACUGUUUUUUGUUGCUCAGUGUUAGAACAUCUAUCAACUUGUAUCAAAUGAGCACUCAACUACUUCCUAAAGGUGACUGCAUAAAAAGGAUUUGAUUGUAAUAAAAAAUUAAUCCAGCUAACAACUACAAAUCUUUCUUCAUGUUUGUUUGCAAUCAUGUAAAUGGAGUGCCUGUAAGCUGACAAGAACAGUACAUCUAUUAUUUUUUUGUGUGUGACUGAUUUUGCUGAUCAUUAUAAUUUAUUAUUUUGGUACAGGUAAAACAAGGCUAGCCCAAGCAGUAGCAUCAGAGAUCAACUCAACUUUUUACAGUGUGUCCAGUUCUGAUCUUGUGUCCAGCUGGGUUGGAGAAAGUGAAAAGUAAGUAUGGUGGACACUAGCCAGGGUGUGAAAGAGUGAACAAAAUUUGUUCAGACAGAAGCUUUCUCCUUUCCUAUUAAAAAGCGCCCUGACUGAGUAACUUAUGUCAAACCCCAGAAAAGAUUUAUUGUUAUUAAUUUAUAUUUUUUAGUUACUGUUGUUUGUACAAAAGAGGAAGGGCACCUGAGUAAAAAAUAAUGCCCCUCAGAAUGGAAUUCCCACUAAAAGAGUAAUAAUUUAUUAAAAACACACAAACAAAAUAGAAAACUAUUGCAGUUGAAGACAAGUAUAAUUAUUAUCAUUUGGUGUCACAUUAAAUUAUUGUAACUAAUCAGACUAUGUUUUGCAGAGCUUACUGAGUUUUCCUUUCACUAUUAAGAACAAAACUUUUAUGAUAAAUUGGAACAGAGAAAUCAGACAAGCUAAAAAUCCUUUAAAAUGCAUUAUUAUUAAUUUAAAAAAUAUCUCAGUUUCUGAUUGGCUAAAGCACACUCUUAAUUCACCAUAACCAGCUACUGUUGACCAAAUUUUGAAGAAUUUUGCAAUUUAUCAACCAAUGACUUCAAAAGUGCAGCACAGUUGCUGGUUAAUGUACCUUUAAGCGUGAAGACCUGGGGAAGAGAUUGAGUUGUUUUGGUUGCGUCGAACUAUUGUUUAAUAACAGAAGACAACUCAACAGACAACAUUUGCUAUUAGGAGUAUAUUUGCAGACCUGAACAGCCCUUUACCUUCUAAAUAUGCACUAUCAAGGUGAACUUAACAUCGAUGAAGGUAGGCAUGUUUUAGCUUGUUUUUAAACUAGGAAUUGAAUUAAUAAUAAAGCAGUUAAUGAAUUGGGCUUUCGUAGGAUGUAAAGAAUUAUGCAGAUCUCGGAGCAUGUUAUCCGCCAAGGCCUUCCUAACACCCUGCGAGAUCUGCACAAUUCUUCAUAUCCUGCUCAGCCUCAUUCAUUAAUUGCUAAGGAAUUAUAAACCCACCCAACUAUUUUAAUCCGUUAAUGUUUUCUUUCAAGACUUAUCAAAGAGCUCUUUCACAAUGCAACAAGUCAACUGGGUCAAUCGGUAAGUAUUACACUCUAGAAUAAUUUUUUCGGUGAAUCCAAAAGUCUGUUAGCUCUGCUAUUAAUUUUAGUGUUACCCCCAUUUAAAGAAAAAGAUUUUACCUUGCAUUACCUUAAAUCUAAUCUCAGAAUAAACAGUACCAAUCAGAUUUUUUGUAGACUUGUUUUUUUUUAAUGAUUUUCCUCAGUGGAUAAUUUGGUAUAACACUUGAAACUUAUUUCCACUUUAUGGUAUUUCUUCAUAAAUUAUUUAAAUUAACCCCGGUUGUUAAGUGAAUGCUUCCAUUUUCCAUGAAUUAAAUUUGGUUAUCUGCCAUAGAGACUAGUAUUAAAUUCGUUAUUAGUAUUGACAGUUGGAUUGUAUAGUUGAGAUAGUACAACUAUAGAUCUAUUUCCAUUGUCUAGAGGCAGGUAGCUGUAAUGAAAUUAAUGAGAUCUAUUUAAUUUAAUUUACUUAUUUUGUCUACUAGGUUGUCUUUAUAGAUGAGAUUGAUAGCAUCUGUAGAAAGAGAAGUAUGCGUGAAGAGGAGUACACAAGAAGAAUAAAGACUGAACUACUUAAACAGGUUAUAAUAAUACUAGUUUAAGUAAAUUUUGUUUAUAAUUCUCUUUCAGUAGCAACUCUAAAAAAAUCCUAAAUUCAUUUUUUGAUUUGAAAAACUUUAUCUUUUGUUAUUAUAAAUAAUUUUAUUAUUCCCAUUUCUGCUGUUAACGAAUUGAACUUGUUUUGUUGUAGAUGGAGGGUACUGAUCAUAGUGCUUCACCUCAGCAUUUUAUCCUGCUGUGUGCCACAAACUGUCCUUGGGAACUAGAUACAGCCUUUCUGAGAAGAUUUCAAAAAAGAAUAUAUAUUCCUCUGCCAGAUAAGUGAGUAAUUAACAUUUAUUAUCUUUAGAAAUAAUCUAUCUAUGAAAUAAUUUUAAUUAAUGAAAAAGUAAGGGAAAAUAAAGAUUAAGAAUAAGUCAGGGAAACUUUUCAUGCAAUUCUUCUGUUCAGUAAGUUUGUAUCAAACAAUUUUUUAAAAUACAUUGUCAUUGGAUGAAAACUUUCCUUUUCGGAGUCCAAGAAAAAUGGUUUCUUCUGAGCUUUCAGAACCACCACAACACCUCUCUUGCUGUGUGUCAAAAAUUAGUGUCCUGCUACUUACAGGAUUAAAAGUUGAAGACCGAAGUCUCUGUUGAGAUUUGGGGUGUCAAUACUGGGAAUCUUGAUUGUAUGUUCAUGGUGGAUCUAGAAAAUGGGUAAACCAUCCUUAUUUUUUGGACUAAACUGUGGUGUACAGGGCAGUUAAAUAUUUUCCAGAUCAGUGCCUCCUUCCUUAUCUCUGCAUGGGAGUGGAUGGGCACUGCUCAUCCCUCUGAGAGAAAAGUAAAAAAGAUUGUUUUUAUUUAUUUGUCACUUGCGACAUGAAUCAAAGAGUGAUCAUACACUUUAAUUUCUUUAAUUUUUUUACUAUUUAUAGAGAGGCAAGGAUUGCAUUAAUUAAGAUGCACUUGGCAGCAACUCCUGUAUCACUGUCCACAGAGGACUGGUGUUUGUUGGGUGACAGAGUGGAAGGGUUCUCUGGAAGUGAUUUGUCUAACUGCACAUCAGAUGCCAUGUUUGAACCUGUGCGUGAAUUAGAACAUAAUGCUCAUUGGAAACUAGACAAAAGUAAGAUUGCCUCUUCUACUAAGAAAAAACUAAUAUACAAAGCCUUGGUGGGUAAAGCUUGGCCAGGAAAAGCCAACAGUGCUAAGAUAGAAACCGGUCCAACUGGAUAAUCCACUGGGUGAGGGGCCUUAGCACAUGACCUCAUGCCAAGGGGGUGCCUCGUGCCUGUACUACAAGGCAAGCAUGCAUGGUUCACACAUCUGUGUAGUUAGGGUUAUGUUCUUAGCCAAAUUUAAUAACCAAGUCCCAUGAAUUCCCAUUUCCCCUCCCUACCAACUGGGGUCCCAGUCUCAUUUUGUUGCAUUAUUAUCAUUCUAUUCUGUUAUGUUUUUACAGAUUUAUUUUACAGUCCUUGUUCAGAAAGGGAAAACGAUUGUAUACACUCAUUAUUAAUUGAUCUGCCAUCUGAUAAGGUGAGGAUUAAUGACUGUUGAUGGUUAAUGUCGCUUUUGAUAAACUAGCUCUGCAAUUCCUGGUAAAUUAAUCAACUCUUAAUACUUCCUGGGCCCUGUAAAAUACUUUUUUACAAAAUCACUUUUUUCUACCUACUCCUGGAAUUUUUUGAUAAAAUGCUGUGGCUAUUGAAUUAUUUUGAUAAGGAAAUUGAACAUUAAUUGGCUAUUACAAGUGGUGUUGCUUUUUUCCUGUAAAAUGAGAAGUAAAAAUGAUGUUCCUAGUUCUGGUCCUAUUCAUGUGGUGCCCUUAAAAUUACUUGGAAAACACCUGGAAUUUCAUUUUCCUUUUCCAUAUACACAGUAAAACAUGAAAAUAAUGAAACUGACGGUGGUUAUCAUUGUUGUAAACAAGUUCUGUAUAUUACAAGAUAAGGGGAGGAAAUCUUUCAACUCAUAAUCACAUACUACAAUACUACAUGUAAUACAAAUUCAAAGAAGUGUAUGGGGUGCUUAUAAAUCAGUACCAAUGCUAAUAUUGUUUUGUGUUUCAACAAUAUUAACAAGGUCAUUUAAAAUGAUGAUAAUUAAUAUUAUAGAUUUAGGCAGGGCUAAAAGCAAAGCUCUCUUUAAUAUUUAUAGUUUCCUCAAAGAAAAUAUUAAAUCAAGAAAAAAAAGACAAGGUAAAAUCAACGAGAACAGUAAAAAAAAAACAAGAGAUCUAAUUAGAAAAAAAGCAACUUUGCACAUGCAGCACACUUUCUUUCUAGUUAGCAAAAAAACAACUUUUCUCGUGCUGCACACUUUUUUGUACAUUUCCUUGCCAUUGUUUACUCCCUAUUUAAAUGUUUUAAGGAGAAAAUGUUUGUAUUGUGUACUUCCUGUUCACUCUGUUUUUUUCACUGCCACUCAUUUUCACCUUGGUAGCCACUAGUAUUUCUCAUUUUUGUCAUCGCCGCUAUAAUAUAAUCAGUUUCAUGUUUUUCUUCCAACAAAAUUGGUCUCCGUUGUUAUUUAUUUCUCGCUCUAGCUCUUUCCCUGUUAUCCAAGUUAAUGUAGACAUUAAAAUAAAGUGGAAAGAAAGACUCAUUUUUGUUGUUGUUUGUUUUUUCCUCUCUAAAAGUCUGGGCAGCCAUGCAAUUUACCGCUGAAACGAGUUGGGUGCCUGAAAUGCAGACUUUCACCUCAGCUAUAACAUACUCCUCCCCUGAUGGGCUGACGCCUCACUCCCUUCCACCUCCCCCAGAGUCUGUACGGUCAGCGUUCGGUCAUAUGCUGACGUCAUGACCAAUUUUUCUUGCAUAGAUGGAUUACCAAAUUUUCUUAGCUAUGCGGCUCUGCUCUCGUGUGUGCAUGUGGAGCUCCACUUUUAGUACUAAUACGAUGUAAAUAAAAGAAAGAGAUUUACCAGUAAUUCUGUAGAUCAGUCCUUGAUUCCCUCAGGCCAAACGUCAAACAUUUCGUGAGAUGAGCCAACUUUAUUUAGUUAAGUCCAUGAAAAGUUUGGCGUCUGGCUCAGUUGGGUUUGACUGAAUGAGUUUGGAUUGUGCAACAUGUUCUUUCUCUCUGCUUCGGACCAACAGAACGUUUGAGGAUCAUCUAUGGGACAAACCUCAAUCUUCACAUGCAAUGAACUAAACUAAUAAAUUACAGCUGAUUUCAGUGCUGUGUAUACACCCUGAUUUUUAGACAUGAUUCGACGGUCAUGAUUCGACCGAGAGGUUACCAAGCAGUACAGUAUUUUACCUUGAUUAUCCUACAGGAAUCAAAGCACAGAAUCUGAAAGUUACUUUAAUGAUAGCUCAAAUGUUUCUAUUGUAAUUCAGAAAAAGUGGACCGUGAUCCAUAAUUUGUUCCCCUUUUUAGACAACAGCCUCUCAUACAAGUCACGCAAUCUAAUCGCAAUACAUGUUAUUGGGCGUGUGCACGUCUCGAUCAAUAAGUUUUUCGGCUCUUUUCUCAACUUUUUUUGGACUUCUACCUUGAUCUUUAAAGAAAUAUCAUAUUUUACCCUUUUUCAAUAAAAACAAAUGUUGCUUUCUUUUAUGUCUGGUUUUCUUUAUUUGCGCUCACUAGGGUCAUAGGUCGAGGACCGAACAUUGUGAUAUUUUUCAAUGGUCGACAAAACAACUUUCAAACUCUCAAGCAAAUUCUUUCACAACGGCAGACCGAUCAAUUUAUCUGUUGAUUUCUUCUGCAAAACGUCAGGUUUUCCUGUUAUUUUUUAACCAUGCAGAAGCUAAGUAAGGACGAAAAACUACCAACUUGAAGAAAUACAAAUUUUCCUCCUUGUUAACAAAAUUUGCAUCACUGUCACAUGUGAAUUGCGGGUGGUAUUCACCAACGGCAAAAUACCGAAACCUUGUCACAUGGAAGAACUGACUAAACGAUAAACCAUCAGACUAAUUCGCUUUUCGCCGUAUUGAUAAUAUUUCGUCCAUUAUGAAAUCGCCUACAGAAAUACAUUCGAACUCGGCAAUCGAACUCCAGGUAUCACAUGUUAUCAUAAUUUCUGCAUCAUGUCGCCCCUUUCCAGGCAACACAGCUUUGCUCUUCAGGUAAAACACAUUUGUCCGGAUUCUAGCUUCGUUACACUUUAUGUCCUUUAGUGCUAAGCUUUCCUUGCCAUCCAGGUUUUUCCCUCACUGUUUCGGAUCGCACGGCAGAACUCUCAAUUAUUUUUGCAACCGUUUACGUACUGCGAAGCGAUAGGUCAUGUGAUUAGUGUCGAAUCAUGACAGGUCGAAUCAUGACCGUCGAAUCAUGUCUGAAAAUCCGGGUGUAUACAUAGCAAUGAAAUCAGCUGUAAAAAUUUGUAUGAUAAUGUAUGUUUAGCCUUGUUUGGGUGAAACAUUAUCAAAAUUGCUUUUAUUCAGUUUAUUGGUUCAAUCAUGUCUUAAGUUCGACGUCUGACCCAACUGAUGAUCUUAACUUACUAGUACUUAUAAAGCCAACUGACAUUUUGCAUUUUUCACCACCGUCAAUCAUCUUAGCAGACCUCUGACAUGGUUGCCUCAGCCAGAGGUUUUUCAAAUUCCCUGCACUUUUUCCUGACAAAUGUAAAAUUUCCCCGACCAACUGAAAUAACAAUUCAACAAAUCAGUCCUGAUGAUGGACUCGACCCUUCCCUCACAACAAUCCUCUCCACCCAUUUAUUUAUGCACAGCCGUCCUCUCUGCCCAUUUUGUUUUUGCUUCCAGCAAGUCACGUGCAGUGUACGUGAAUUGAUAGUUCCUUAACAUCAAAUUCAUGAACAAUAUUCUACCAAUUCAACAUGAUUUGUGUCUGUAAAUUGUACAGAAGAAUUUUAAAUGUUGGAAAAGAACAACUGCAGAGGGAAAAGAAUAAAUAUGUACUCUUAAAAUUUCACUUUUCCCUGACCUUUUUCAGACUUAAAUUUUCCCUGACUCAAAGUGAAAUUCCCUGACUCUUCCCUGACCUUGAAGAAUUUUUUUUCAUUCCCUGAACAUUUCCUGACCUGUGGGAACCAUGUCUUAGGAAACAGCACUAACCCAGGGUUAAAUUCUAACCCAGGUUUCAUUUUUUUUUGUUUAAGAUCAUCUUCUCGGGUGAUUUUCUCUAUUCUUUUUUGAGCAUCCAUUCAUCAAAUUGUAGACAAAAAGAAUUAAUCUGAAUUUGCUUUUAAGCUUUCAUAUCUGAAUUCAAUAUCUUAACCCAGCUUUGAACAACCCAGCCCAGAAGUUUACCUCAUGGGGUUCAAAAGGUCACAGUUUGUGAUUUGUGACAGGUGCAUUUCGAUCUGCUUUGUUUGUUUCUGUGUUUUGGGUUUAGUUGCUUGUAUUUGUAAUUAUGAUUAACGCCAGCAAAAAACGUAAUUGUGAAGGUGGCUUUAAAGAACUUCAGAGUUUGUGUGUUUUUGAAAAGCAUGGUAAUUUAGGUUGAUCCAAGACAGAGUUUGCUUUGUCUCAUGAAGAGUUGGCCUCAUAUGCCUCAAUGUAAAAUUCUCCCAUUUGAUUAAAACAUUGAAUAUUCAUCCACUGCCAUCUUUUCCAGACUGUGAGAUGGCUCUGGAUUUCUAUGUUGUAUCAGAAUGUAUUUUUUUUCAGUUUUAAAUACUUAAAAAAGUGUUGAUUUUUUCAAGAUUUGUAUGUAAAGUUAAAUUCUGUGCUGAUUCCAACCACUCAAUUUCUUUUUGCUUAUAGAUUCAACCUCGCCCAGUAACUCUGGAUGAUUUUCUGAAUGUGUUAUCAAGAAACACCAGUACAGUAACAAAGGAAGAUGUGGAGAGAUUUGAGCAGUUUACUGUAAAUCUUGGACAGAAAGGGUGA
Molecule: messenger RNA, 13855 nt
Organism: Porites evermanni
Lineage: Eukaryota; Metazoa; Cnidaria; Anthozoa; Scleractinia; Poritidae
Source: the annotation of a GenBank genome assembly